This is a messenger RNA of Ictalurus furcatus (blue catfish), 3069 nucleotides long. RefSeq names its product family with sequence similarity 219 member Ab (gene fam219ab). Lineage: Eukaryota; Metazoa; Chordata; Actinopteri; Siluriformes; Ictaluridae. The record is from RefSeq and is a predicted model, not a curated record. The coding region runs from base 1544 to 2098 and encodes 184 amino acids. The transcript is spliced from 6 exons.
CGUAAUAAAAUACUAAAAGGUGUCAUCUUGAUGGUACCACAACAUUGACAUAGAAAAGGUACAGUUUAAAUGCCCCGUUUUUUCCUGAAAAAAGGCAUGAAAAAUGUGUGGACUAUAUUAGGAGUGUAACAAUCAGACGAUUUGGAUUUGGAAGCUACUAAAGCAAACUGAAUCAUAUCGUAUCAUAUCAUAUCAGGUUCAGUCAUGCUAGUCGAAUAUCGAAUCGUUGCCUUAAGAAUUGAAGUUUUAACACACUGAAAGCAAGCCUGAGGUUUACACAACUAGGACAUACUGUAUACAUCUAGAUAUACUAGAGCAGAUGUAAUUUUUUCCUACCUCAAAGCAUUCGGGGUCAGCUUCCUGUUUGAUGCUGACCACACCCCCUUACAUGAGCUAUCUAAGCAAGGGCUUGGUAACAGGGUUGUUUUUUUUUUUUAGAUUAGCGGUCACAGUUUAUCUGUCACAAUAUACUGUAAACUAUAUGUCCAAAGGUAUGUGGACACAUGACCAUCACAUCCAUACGUAGGCCUUCCACAAACUGUUGCCACAAAGUUGGAAGCGCAGAAUUGUAUAGAAUGUUGUUGUACACUGUAGCGUACACUGUUACAGUUUCCCUUCACAGGAACUAAGAGGCCCAAACCUGUUCCAGCAUGACGAUGUCCCUGUGCAUAAAGCGAGCUCCGUGAAGACACGGUGUGUUAAGCUUGGACUGGAAGGACUCGCGUGUCCUGCACAGAUCCCUGACCUCAACCACGCUGAACAACCUUUGGGAUGAACUGCACCCCCAGGCUUCCUCACCCUUCAUCAUAAUGCUCUUGUAGCUGAAUGAACACAAAUCCCCCACAGGCACGUCUCCAAAAAAAAUCCAGUGGAACGCCUUCCCAGAAGAGUGGAGCUUACUACAACAGCGAGCGGGGAAUAAAUCUGGAGCAGGAUGUUCAGCAGGCACGUGUGGGUGUGAUGGUCGGGUGUCCACAUACUUUUGCCAUAUUGUUGUAGGAGGAUUUGGGUGUGUGAACACGCAAUCCACAAUAUACUCCAUGCACUCAUUAUACAGAAUAGCAGGGCAGCAUUCAAUAGAUAGAGACACAUGCAGUCAAAUGAAGUAUAAAUAGUGUACGUGAGGGUGUAGUGUGUUAAUCUGCAGAACCACCUUCUGGGGGGUUCAGAUGGGAGGGGGGUUACACACCGCUGUAGGGAACCGGGGUGGGUGAACAGGAAGUGGGCGGGCCGAAUCUUAAACGCCUUCCUCUGCACUGCGCAGUGUGUUGAAUCAGGGUAUUUCACUCCCUAUGUAGGGAGCGAGGAGACAUUCAGCACGCAGCCGCCGUUUUAUCACCCGACCGCUGGGAUGAAGGAGAGACGGGGGCAUCCUUGGGUCUGAUCUCAUAUUUAAAGAAAAGAACAACGCGAUUGGAACUUCGCUUCACUCUGUGAGUGUGUGUGUGUGUGUGUGUGUGCGUGUGCGCACGCGCGCGCGCGCGUGUGUGUGUGUGUGUUUUGUUUGUUUGGAUUGUUGAUCAAGAAGGGCAGCUGAGUCAAGAUGAUGGAGGAGAUCGACCGAUUCCAAGUGCCAACCGAGGCAGAGAUGCAGGCCUUGGAUCCAGCGUCCUCUACUGCCUCUGAGGGAGACUCGGACACGAGAGAGAGUGAGCCGGCCACCCUCAACUACAAACCAUCACCACUGCAGAGGAAAAUAGAAAAACAGCGAGAGCUGGCCAGGAAGGGUUCUCUGAAGAACGGCACGGCAGGGAGUCCUGUCAACCAGCAGCCCAAGAAGAACAACGUCAUGGCCAGAACACGGUUGGUGGUUCCCAACAAAGGCUACUCUUCCUUAGACCAAAGCCCAGAUGAGAAACCGUUAGUUGCUUUAGACACAGACAGUGAUGACGACUUUGACGUGUCCAGAUACUCCUCAUCGGGAUACUCCUCGGCUGAGCAAAUAAACCAGGACCUGAACAUCCAGCUGCUGAAGGAUGGAUACAGGCUGGAUGAGAUCCCCGAUGACGAAGAUCUGGACCUCAUCCCUCCAAAAUCGGUCAACCCAACCUGCAUGUGUUGCCAAGCCACGUCUUCAUCCGCCUGCCAGAUCCAGUAAAAUUUCUGUCUUUCUUUUCCUCUUCCUCUCUGUUGCUCUCUCUCGCUCUCUCUCUCUCCCCCUCUUCUUGUACCCCUUAUAAAGACAUUUAAUCCACAUUAUGGCACGAAAUGUACAGGUAAUGUUAUGAUUAAAAUGGUGUACAGGAAAUCCUGAACAAAAACACACAUACAUAUACAUAAACUCUCGCACACACAUAUACACACACACCUGCGAUCAUUAUUAAUGUUAUGACUAUUAUUACUAUUGGUAGCGUCCUCCUAUGGUAGGGCGCUCUGUAUGCUAAUUAGCUCGGAGGAGAUUAUGUGUAAAACCUCCUAGUGGACGUUGUGUAAUGACUGUACAAUUGGAGGUUAAAAAAAUUGAUUUAACUGUGCAUAAAACACUUGGUGAUGCUAGCGCCAAUUUAUCAAAUGUAGUACCUGCUUCCAUGUUGUACCUACUUCUCAUUUUGUCGUCUCCGUGUUUUUUUUUUCCCUCUCGUUUUUUUGUUAACCUUUCAAAUGGCCUGCUGUAUUUAUAUGUGCUUAAGGAUGUUGCUGAGACACCGUUGAUUUACGUUUCUUGUGCUAGUUGUUCCUUCGCGGCACUAAACGCAGCAUUGUGUAGCAUGUACGGAAAACGUUGCACUUUGUUUUUUGUCUACGGUUUUGUUUACACUUAUUCGGAGAACCACCCCAAAUGAUCGUUCAAUGAUUUGGAGACGAAUUUAUCGAUUAUUUAAACAAACAGACAAACAAAAAAUAUAACGCAUAUCUAACUGGCUUAUAAAUAUAUAUAUAUAGCCUAUAUUAUAUUAAAAAAAAAGGCCUCUUCGUUAGCAUCAUUUGGUCAACCUUUAUUUGAUGUUAACGUAGACACAUAAUAUCAGUGUGCUGUAAAAUGCUACCUAAAGUGCGUACAAACACUUUGGUGUGAAUGACUGUUUCUCAUUUUCAGUUUAAGUACAGUGUUCUGGCUUUUUGACUAAA